Messenger RNA from Porites lobata, 35226 nucleotides. The record is from the annotation of a GenBank genome assembly. Lineage: Eukaryota; Metazoa; Cnidaria; Anthozoa; Scleractinia; Poritidae.
GAUAGCAAGAAGAAAGCAACAGCGUACGACGAUCUAGCCUGGUUGUAUUACGAUGUUGGAGACUAUGAACAAAGCACAACAUACGGCACGAAAUUACAAAAAAUUAGCGAAAAGAUGGGGUACAAGAAGCUCGAAGCAAACGCAUACCAUGUUCUAGCCUGGGCGUAUAAAGAUUACGGAGACUAUGAAAAAAGCAAAGAGUUCAGCAACGAAUUACUAAGGAUGAGCGGGGGAUUGGAUGAUAUGCAACUCAAGGUAUCAGCACACGAAGUACUAGCCUGGUCGUCUUUCCAUGUUAAAGAAUAUAAAAAUAGCAUCACAGAAGGAAAGAAAUUACUAAAAGAUAGCGAGAAGCUAGAAAAUAAGAAAGUGGAAGCAAAAGCAUGCGAUGUUCUAGCCUGGUCGUAUCUCAUGGAGGAGAGAUGUACAGACAGCAUAGAAUACGGCGAACGAUUACUAAGUAUUAGCGAGGAAUCGGGUGAUAAAAAAAUGGAAAUAUCGGCAAGAGAGGUUUUAGCUUGGUCGUUUUAUGACCUUAAAAAUUAUAAACAAAGUGAAAAACUUGGCACAGAAUUGCUACGCAUUAGCAAGAAAAUGGGGGAUAAGGCACAUGAAAAAUCAGCUUGCGAAAUUCUAGCCUGGUCGUGUUAUGAACAAAGUGACUAUAGACGAAGCAAAGAAUACGGCAAAGAUUUGCUUAGCAUUAGCAAAAAAUUGGGGAGUAAGAAAGAAGAAGUACAAGCGUGUGAUGUUCUAGCAAAGUCGUAUUGUGAAGAGGGAAAUGAACAAGAAAGGAGAAAAUACACUGAAGAGUUGCUACGCAUCAGCAAGGAACUGGGGGAAAAGAGACGGGAAGCCGAAGCGAGUGAAGUACUAGCAGAGUCGUAUUAUCAAGAAGGAGUCAUGGAAAAAAGCAUAGAAUACGGUGUACAGUUGCUAAGCAUUAGCAAAGAACUGGGCAAUAAGAAGCUGGAAGCACAUGCCUGCGAUGUUCUAGCAAAGUCACAUGAUCAAGUAGGAGACUCUGAACAAAGCAGGAAAUGCGGCAAAGAAUUACUAAGAAUUAGCGAGGAAUUGGGUGACAAGGAACUGAAAUCAAAAGCGUGCUGUUUUCUAGGCUGGUCGGAUUCUGAACUUGAAAAAUAUGAACAAAGCAAAGGAAACAGCAAAGAAUCACCUCGUUUCGCCAAGGAGAAGGGGGAUGAAAACCUGGACGCAGAAGCAAGCGGUUGUUCAGGUAAGCCUGAAAACUUGAGAAAGGUUUUAACGGUUAUCCAAAAACGAAAUAUCCGAUUUUCUGACUGAAACCGAAGGGAAAGAAUUGAAGAUUAAUUUAUUUUAGCAGAUACCCUAGCCUUCAUAUAGCAGUUGUCAACCCGUCGAUUACUAUUUAUGCGUAUUCUUACCUUGCAAUGUUUUUUAGGUAGUAGUGCGGCUAUUUUGUCUUCGCACAGCUUCUGAAAUCUUCUUCCUUUUUUUGUUAAUUUCUGCACCACACCAAACAUAAUUUAUUUCUAUCAAUGAUAGAAAUGUGAUGACGAAUUUUAAGCCUUGUGAAUAUAUGAGAAAGAUGACUUUUCAGUCAUUGAGCGACUCAGGCGGUUCGGAAGCCGGGAAAAAAUCCGCCGGGGAAAAAAUCCGAGUCAGUACUUCCAUUAGGAGUCGACCACUAAGAUACAGCAGAGUGGUGGGCGCUAAGGCCACUAAACUAGGUUGUGUAUAGGAGAUAUGACUGUUUACAAACAUUGUUUUUGUUUUUGAAAUGUGUAACAAGUAAAAAAUAAGAAUCACUUGUUAAUUACAAGAACCAAUAAGCUUGUAGCCCCAGUUGUUCAAAAGGUGGAUUACGCUAUCCACCAUAUAUAUAACUAUCCAGUGGAUAGUGCAAUUGGUUACCCAAAUACUUAUCCACUGGAUAAAUAUUUAUCCGAUGGAUAGCGCUUUUCAUCUUUUGAACAACUGGGGCCUGGUUGGCACAUUAAUAUCAGUACCUGACGUCAGCGUGAGUAUCACUAUGUUUUAGUGGCCUUAGAGCACACCAGUCUUGUUAGAAAUUAUUUCGUCAUUGUGGCGGGAAAACUCGUCACGGGAUUUGAAAACUGAGCUUUGCACGAGAGUCUUAGAACUGUGCAGUCGUUCGGAGUCGUGGAGCUGAUCGAGUGUGUAGAUUGAGUGUAGAUCAUCGAAUUUUUACGCGAAUUGAUGUCGAUGAAUCCUUUAAGUGUAGAACAGAGUACAGAAUUCUAAAAUAUGAACAUGCGAAGAAAUAUACUUUAAUGGAGUGACGAAUUAAAGCUGCAGAGAUCUGAUUAUAUCAUACAACAUUUGGUUACAAGUCUCCUGCCGGUAGCUUAGUGGUGGAGUAUCUGGACUGGUCCGACUCCUAUUGGGAGUACUUUAAUUUGAUUUUUCCCUCCGAGUUUCCUCUAGUACUAAGUAAAAAAUCAUCUUCUUCAUAACUGACUUAGUUCUAAGAAGACCAGGUAUUCUAAGCAUCGUCCUCCUCUUUUCUUUUGCAUUUCCUCAAAACCUCUCCAGGCAUUCAACACACGCAAUUGAUUAACAUACCACUCAUACAACAACCGAUCCAUAAAAAGCUGAUAAAAUAGUAACAAAUAUGGAAAUUAGCACUGGCUAAAAAAGUUCUAAACUAAAAAAUGUAUUGCAUACGAUUUAUUCAGUUCCAAGUGAGAUCGAAGCACGAGGACCAAGAGCAAAGCUUGCUUAUUUAAAUGCUUUAAAGACAGGAAAGGUGAAGGUGAACCGAGCACGAAUCAUGCUGAUAGGUCAAGUUCGAGCGGGAAAGACAAGUUUAAAGAAGUCAUUGCUUGGUCUCCCAUUUCAUCCUGAGGAAGGAAGUGCUGAGGGAAACGAAAGUGAUCCAUCGAAAUUCGAAAUAGUCACCGAACAAGCAAAGAACUGGGAACGCAAUGAUAAAAAGUCAGGGGUGUCUCAAUUUGCCUCCGAUCUUGCCAUGAUGGUGUUCAGAGAGCUCCAAGAGAAUAAAGACGAAGAAAGAGGAGAUGAAAAGAAAGUUGACGAAGGGGACGAAGUCGAAGAAGAAGGGAAACUGAUCGUGAAUCUAGCUCAGGUAAAGCUUAGUAGACAAAACUUAGUCAGAUGGCAACAGAAAGAAAGAAAUAGGUAUCUACGAUGACAUGUGCUUACGUUGUUCAUAAGUUAGGUGUGUGCCAUAAAAAACAACAACUAAACAAUAUAUUUAAUUCUUUAAAAAAAAAAGUAUGGGCAAGGCCGGGUAUGGAACUCAGUAUGAACCCACGUAGAUUGCAUGACAAAAAACGAGUACUUAAAAGCCAUUACUACCCUGCGAACAUUUAAAGUCAGGGUCUCCUCCGAUCUUCCUAGAUAAGUCGAUAAGAGGAAGGAACCUCUGCCGACAUCCUAGACAAUUCGUAUUGAGCAUGUUCCAAAUUCAAAUUUUUCUGCGACAUCAAUCAAACCGUUACCGUAGCAUCCACUGUGUUUCUCAGCAAAUAUAAAUGUUAGCUGGAAAGUACCCGUUCGUUUUCACCCUUUCGUCUCUGUGUUUCCCCUGGAUUUGGAAGCCCUAUAGGAACAAUUUCACCUUGGGAAUCUAAACUUGCCAUGUUUCAGAAUAAAGAGGAUAAAAAAAAACUUAGAGCUGAGGUAAAACUUACGGUGCUUUUCAAAAACAGCAGCGAACCUUGAAACACAGAAACACACAAAACGGAUCGAAAUCCACCAAUCACAUACCACAACCUUUUGUUUUCUAGGAGGUUCUCUAAGAUGUAAUGGUGAGAAAGCGAAGAAAGCGCCGCUUCUUCAGAUUUCGAAAAUUGACAUCGCAGGUCGGGUGUUAUCCAAAAAUAGCCGUAAAAGCAUCGAUCGUUUAAAUGCAACUUGGAUUCUGUAGCCUCAUGAUCGUAUUUUUGUUAUGAAGGAGCAAACACAAAAGAAUAGAAUCGGCUAAGCACAUGGUUAAAUCCAAAACAAAAUCCGUCUCAAAUCAGGGUGCAUUUUCCAAUUUUUCGAAAACUGAACGUUCAAUCUAUAAUUUUCUCAAAUUUCUGCAAGAAAUUGAAGCGGCCGCAGCUAUUUGUUUUGUUAUCGAGCGUGGGCGCAGAAAGAGUCAGCAAAACUCCAGCAUACACGUGCGUGCACAGAAAAAACUGGUUUAUCCAAUAUGAAACUUGUCUGACUCAUCCAAAUCGCAGCAUGAUCAGAAAAUCAAAGGAGUUUCAAGAUGUCGUCAGAGUCGCCUCCUCUUUCCCGACUUAGCGAGGAAAGAUCGACUCGACUCUGCUAGCAGGGUAAGCCAUUACGAGUGGCAAUCACUUAUCUGCUAUUACGGACCAUAUCGGGUCCACAACCUAGUACCCAUAUAUACAUAAAUUGUGUACCCAGUACACAUAGAUUGAUCAUAUCCUCCUGUAUGUUAAUUUGCGCUAUAUAAAUAUGAAAUAUCAAUAUUAUUAUUAUUACCCCUUUGCCGAAGGUUACCCGUUUACGCAUUUUUUACGUUUCAUUUCAUUUGAUACAGUAGUUUGUUUAAUUCAAUAUAGUAGUAAUAUGGUAGGAGUACAUAUACAGUAGUUUGUUUCAAUACGUUUGUUUUCUAUUGCCUAUUUCAUAUCUUUCUAAAAAUAUUUUUUGAUAAUAAAAAAGCGACUUAGAGAAAGCUUUUUCAUUUUUUUCCAUUUCGGUAUGCCGUCGGUCUGACUUCGCUGUUCAGGGCAAUUUUAGCUCUCAUCUUUUCCCUACAUUUUACUGAUGAAAACUAUCAUUUCUUCUGAGAGUUUUAAUCCUGACAUCUCAAUCAAAAACAAAAAAACAAAAACCAAAAACAAGGUUAGCAAAAUCCUCUAAGAGAAAAGGCGUAUUUCUUUUAGAAAUCUAAUUAUCUUCGGAAUUAUAAACGUACUUUUAUGAUACUAGAUUUUUGGGUUUAAAGAAUAACAACAAGCAACCAAAAAAGAAUAUAAAAAUUCAUUUCGUCGAUAAAAAUGGACGAUAUAUAGCAGAUACCAAACCAGACCCGAAGGUUACUUGCCUUUGUCUUAACGCUGUCCGCUACAAGGACAACAGAAUUGGACUCACGUGGCCGAAGUGCCUGUACGGGGUUUUCCCAAUUCCUCUCUGUCAAUUCACUUCGGUGACGUAUACGAGGCGAACGGUCGGGAAAUGCCUAGACAAAAACAGAAUGCGCAUGCGUGCGUUUCUCAAGAUUUUGUCGAUGUUGUAAACAGCAGGAAAUUGUGGUUUUUUAAAAAGACACUUGUGCAUAUUUACGGGAUCGGCUUUGAAAUGUCAUCAGAAUGUUAUUCAUAGUCCUGUGAGGGUUGAUUCUGCUCCUUUAAUCUCAUCAGUCCAGCUGAGCUAUUGGAGUUUGCAGCUUAACCCAAUUAAACAACCGCGAAUUUUCAAAGUAAAAACAAUACUUUAGCCACCCUCUGUGUGGUAAACUUAGAGCGCCAAUCUUGAAUAGUCAGAAAAAAAAAACAUUACUCUUAAAAUAAAAUUCAUUAGCUGCGCAUUGAAAAGUAUCCAAAAACUGAACCUAAAAGUAAAAAUUCUAUAAAGCUCGCCGACAUUCACAAAAGUGAUGCGUGUAUUAAUGUGAAAAGCAUUACAUUCAACUUGGUUGCUGUUGUCUCAGGAUCGUGUUUUGAGCUUUUGUCAUCAAUGAAAGAACACAUGAUUUCUCGAAAAAUGUUUAUUUAAGUAGCUAUUCACACGGGACCCGUACACCGAAGUGUAUUUGCUAUUCAUACGGGAUCAAGUCUCUUGAAAUUUCUGGUCAUUAAUUUCCAUGAAAGUGUAAGUGUCUUCAACCACUGUUCAAUUUUUAAGGAAAAAAAAUUCAGUGGCAAAUUCUAAAAGGAAAAAAAAACUCGAUACGUUACGAUUGAGAAUCCAUCCCGGGGCGUAGAACCUAUAGUUCGUAGCCUAAGCACUCUACCACGACAGGUCCUCUACCACGGGAUACUCGCUGCUAGGUGGAGUUUGAUUUUCAUUCAUAUAGCAACAACCGUAACCCUUAACCCUAAUCAGUAUAGUCAGUGCUUAACCCUAAUCAGUGUAGUCAGAAUCCCGUAUGAAUAGCCCCAUACAAGUCGAUGUACCGGUCCUGUACGAAUAGCCACUAGGUUUUACCUAUUUAAAAAUCCAUAAAUUAAUCCUGAAACGCAAUUCGCGUAACCCAAACUUAGCUCGUCGAUCCGUUUACGCAAGUAAAAAUCGGCUGAGCACAUGACAAAAAUUAUUCAACACAAUUCUCAAAUCACGGCGCUCAAGAUCUCAAAAUGUUUAAAACGUCUAUGAUGAAAUAUUUACAAAUAGUACAAAAUGUACCUGAAAAUUCUCCAAACACUUAGCUGCUUGGUUGUGUUUCAAAACAGGCCAAGCGCUUCGAUCGCGGCCGUGAUGAAAAUUUUGUGAAUUUCGAAUUCCUCGAAGGACAGUUUUUGUUAAGAAAAGCCUUCCUCUGUCCACUAAAAGAAAACUAAGCAUUCUUUUAAACUUUCCCUUCUCAUCUAUAUCUUUUAGCGGUGUAUUUUUAACUUUGAAAUGCAAAACACUGGUCUUGUAAUCCACCGCCAUUGAGCUGUCUCACUUUUGAACUUUUGAGGAUUUUUGUCUAGGCCAAAAACCCCCAGCAUUUUCUUAUGUAGUAAUAGAUCACACCAAAUCUUGGUUGCAGUCCGAUGAUAAUUCUACGGCCAAACCACCAAUCAUUCGCUGAGAAACAGUGUAGCAACAAUCAGAUACCGGCUGACCUUUUUAAAUUUGCAUUUACCAGUAGAAGACCAGAACCUGUAAUCCUGUAGUUACUGUAUCUUGACGUCCGACGAAACUUUUUGCUUUAAAACUCCGGUGUUCAUUCCAGUCAAACAAGUAGUAAAACUCUGUAUAAUCGAUGUUUAUGUUGGACGUUAGCACUCUAGCAUAAAGUUUUACAUCCCCUUAUAUAUAUGUUACCCAUGGUUUUUAAAUGGAAUUAAAUUCCCAAAUUUAUAGCCUAACGGGUUCUUUCUAAAGUAUUAGAUUCUCAUAUACGGAUGCAGCAGUACGUGAAUAACAGUUUUCUGGUGUGUUAAGUUUGGAAUGGCCCCAUGUUUUUAAGCACUUUUAAUGGUUGAUUCAUCGCCCCAUUUUUAGUUUGGUUUUGACGCUCCUGGAGAACUUCAGGAAGAAGAAAUAGCAGUGGUUAACUCUCAAACCAGUCAGGUCAGUUGGAAUUCUCUUCUGUUCAUAGCAUCUUGCCCCUGUUAGAAGGAUUUAAAGACCCAAAGUAACAUACAAUUUUCCAAAAUUUCAAACAUUUUCCAUUGCCAGACACACGUGCUUAAAUAAUUUUUGCCUUGAAGUUAUUGCUAAUGAGACUUUGUUGCGGCAAUAUCUUUUUUCUGUAACCCUUAAAAUUUUGAUACUGAUCGUUAUUAUAAGGGAAUGGUCAUUAAUUACUGUGAGAGGGCUAAGUUUUUAGGGCCCCAAUUGCGAAGGUCCAGAAUUUUUUUGAUCCACGUUGCCUCUUUAGUUAGAGGUGUGUGCUAGGAGGCUUUGAUUUAGGCUGAUUUUCUAUUAGACUGGCGCAGGUUUGAUCCAUUCCGAUCUGUUAAGAUUGUACUGCUGGGUGCAUGUUUUGGACUGACUUUUGAUUAAAAGCCCAUCGAUUGUCUUUAGGAAAUACUGACCGCCUCCAAAAGGUGCAAGGUUUCCAGAUGUUAUUUGACCGCGACCACUUUUUGGUCCUGACGGUUUAAUUAACUGACGUUUUUCCAUUGUUUUUAACCUCUUGUAAGCGACCACUUGACCCAUUCUCUGAUCUCUAUUUUCGUUGUGUGCACUGUGCUACUCUGAAUAUACGAAGGCCUUUAGUGACAACAUGAAACUACACAUAUCCUAACUUAGACAUUGCUUGCAAUAAAUUAUCUUCCAUAAAUUAAAGUAGAUGUGCCUGGACCUCUUCUCGGAAAAGGCCCCCGUGGUUCAUUGUUUUGUAAACGACCACCUCCUGUAAGCGACCACUCAGUCUUUGAAUUUUGGGUGGUCGCUUACGUUUUCGACUGUAUUCGUUCAGUUUAGUCGUCUUAACUGACCUGAGAUAAUAGUACUUUCUGUUCUCUAGUAUCACCUCAGUCUCAUGUACUUUUUCUGACGGGUUUGACUGUUGUUGCCCUUUGUCUGCUUUUUUGAGGCUUAUGACAACGUUUCUUCUCAGCCUCUUUAUAUAUAAUAGCCUAUCCACAGACGGUUUUCUUUCUUUCUGUUAAAAAUUUGCGGUCAAUAAAUCUCCCGCGACUUUAAAAUUUCAUACGCGCGCUCGACAUCUCUAAAGAGAAAUUAGAGGUUCCAUGAGCAGGUAGUCUCUAGACCACGAGUAGUCCCCCAUUUUUCCUCAGGGAUAGUAGAGAGGGAUAGUAAACGCGAGCGCGCGUGAAAAUCACCCACGCGAGAAAAGGCGACACGUCUCUCCCCGCCGCGUGUUGCCUUUUCUCGCUUAGGGUGAUUUUCACGCGCGCUCGCGUUUCGCACUGUCUUCUAUCCCUGAGGCAAAAUGGGGGACUACUCGUAGUCUGGGUAGUCUCCUUCGCAGCCGCUCGGGCCGGAGUCAUCCCCACCCCCACGUGGGAAAGGGAGGCAUUGCGUGACUCCGGCCCGAGCGGCAUCGGAGGAGACCAGUGAGCAGGCUCAGUACGGCUUGAAGGUUGCAACCUCGAAUUGUUUUUAGGCGUAGUGAUGUGAGAAAGUUGUGUUUUGACACUUUCCAAACAAUCCUCUGCUUUUAAGCACCGUUUAUUUGACAUUUUUGCUCUAUUUUUAGUUAUUUUGUUGUCUGAAUUUAGAUUUGAACGUCUUUGAUUGAAUUUCGCCUUUGCUAGUUUUCUACUUUUCAAAAGUUUGUUACCAUUAAAGGGGCUAUGUCAGCUGGAGAACAUGCGCUCUGAGGUUAUGCAAAUUACUUUCAACUGUCAAAAUUCUAUUGUUUUUAACGCGUGACCUUCUCUGUCACGUCGAAGGCUCCGAAUUUAGAGAGGUUAACAAGCGAAAUGGAUUUAGAUAAAGGAUAUUUCGAUAGAAUUUACACGGCGUUUCUUCUCUGGUUAUGCUAGAUCAAGAAUAAAAUUGUGACGACCAUUUUACUUGUAGUUUGGGAGUAAAAACGCAUGCCAUUCAUAAAAUAGUGCGCAAACAAAAAUUCAACAACAACAUAUUGUCUUAUUCAACAAAAUAAAUCGAAGUUGUAUUUUACAAACGAGCUACAAAAGACGCUAGACCGAAGAUAAAGACCAAGACUGUUUCAAAUCAUUAACAAUUAGACUUGUCUGUCGCUAGUGAUUUUAUAAUUUAGAUGCUGAUAGAACAAGAGACAUCAAGUUUUUGUUUUGAUCUUAGGGAAACAUACAUUAUCGCGCAAAAUUGUUCGAUCGUGCCGAAUCACUGCGACGUCGAGAAAAACAGAACCAAGCAUCACUGGUAUACUACUCCACUAUAAGCAGUCCGUUGAUAAAAAAGGGAAAGUAAACUCUGCUAUUUUCCAAAAAUAUGCUCGAACACAAACAGUUCAAAAACAUGGCAUUUACUGGAUCUAACUCGUACUAAGGUGCCUCUCUAAGUCCGUUAAGAACAAUCUGGACGAGCAAACGGUCGUGUUUAUCUUUGCCGUGAAUCCAGAUAAAUACAAGGAGGAAUCUAGCCGAAUUUUAUAAUGUUUUCUUCUCCAGGAGUUUAGUUUGGUCACGAAACUUAUGGCCUGAUGCUCUUGUAAUCGUUUACCAAAAACGGCCGCCGCCAACUCGAUAGCCGCUUCAUUAUAUGUCCACAUACUUUGAGCACAAGAAAAAUCCAAGAGCCAGCAACCUCUAAAAUAACUCAAUAGAAAGGUUCUGUGAACUAUACGGAAGAUUCCAUCAAAGAUUCCAUCACUCAUUGUGGAGUAGCCGUCAUUAACUCUGCCAUUACAACGGCCGCUGAUAAGAGGACACAGUAAAUCCACGUAAAAACAUUCCACAGGCAAACAAUUUUAAAAUAACGCCAAAAAAUUAUUCUGUAAUCACCAUAGAACGAUUCUUAAUACAAAACUUCGCUAACUAUCGAACGAUGGCUAAUAUUUAGACAGAUAAAAACAGCCUUCCAAAAUCUCCGACAGAACUUGAAAAAGACGGGCCGACUUUUUCAAGUUUGUUUUCAUUGGCUCGCGCAUGCCUGUGGGGUGACAUAGCCCCUUUAAAUGAUUGCGUUUUACCCUGCUAACAGAGUCUCCUUCGAUCUUCCUAGGAAAGAUCGAAGCGACUCUACUAGCAGGGUAAUUGCAUUUAGCUUACAAUCUUAAACUAACUGACCAAAACGAAUAACUUUUCCAGCAGUCGGUUUUCGUCGUUUUUCAUUUCUUUGUUUUUAACUUUAAUUUAUUUAUUACUCACAUCGCCCUCUUUUAUUCGAAUUUGGUUGAAAACCUUAAUUUCGCCUCUUUCUCAGAUAUUUCCACCAUUAGACAAAAAGACGUUUCACCGAAAGGAAAGUAUGAACGAAAGGAUAAUAACGGAUAAAAACAAUCCACAAAAACCUUCUAGUUUUCUAAGAUUUUGUCCAACGUAUGGAACUGCAGGAAGUACUUUUAUUUCUCAGAGUUCCCUUAGUUUUCUAUCAGUGGAAAAUGUGUGACUUUAGAGUACAGAAACAUUACCAGUUGGUGAAGCCAUGAUUUAUGAACCCGUUUGAAAUGGCCUUUUUCUAAAAGCAGGUAAUUUUUAUCACAAUUGUAGAAGUAGCAUUUCAUUCAUUUCAAAUUAUUUUUCAGGGUAUAUCUGAGAACGAUAAAAAAGAAACAAAUUCACCCGUAUCGACUGACUCAGAAGUCGAAAUCGACUUCAGUUCGCCGCCAGAAGAAUUUACGGAUCAACUUGUUCAAUUGUUGAAAGGGGAUAACCCACCAAUUGAUGCAAAAACUGUUGAACAUCAUAUGAUCCUUGAUCUGUGGGACUUCACUGGUCAACAGGCGUACUAUGCAUCAUAUCCAGUAUUCUUGUCGCCACGAGCUGCUUACCUACUUGUUCACGAUCUCAGCAAAGGAUUAAAGGACAUUGCUCAGCCUUGCUUCAAACAAGGACUUAAGAAAAUUACCCGUAAUCACCAUAAUCCAAAUGAAGAAACAAAUGUAGAAAAUUUGUUGUCGUGGCUGGUUACUCUAAGCACCAGGUGCUCACCAAAAACAAAAGAAAAUGUUCAGAAAACGAAAGGGGGAGGUCGGCCUUACUCGUUUCGCCCCCCAGUGUUCAUUGUAGGAACACAUGCAGAUAAAGCACAUGAAGACAUCGAAAAGAUGAAAUCACAGAUUGAAGGAGAAAUAUCUGGAAUGGACUACGAGAGUCAAGUGAUUCGUCCUAUCUUCUCUGUCGAUAAUACCAAAAGCUCAUCAGACAAGGGAGUUGCCGCCCUUCAGAAAAAAAUAAUGGAAGUUUUGAAAAAAGAAUCAUACAUGGGAGAGGAAAUACCAGUUAGGUAAGUGUCUUAGUAGUGAAGAAUACCUGAGAAAGAUAAUUUAUCACAUCAUGGAGAGAGAGUUUCGACCGACGAACGUACCACCGUUUCAAAGAGGAUAAUGCAUAUGGUCUGUCUAUCCGGGUACAUACGACAACAGGAUUUGCUGUUAUCCUGUUACUUUUAAACGUAGCAGCACUGGAAAGAAUUAGUAAAACCUGUUUAAGCGGACACCCUGGGGGAAUGCUCUAUGAUGUCCGCUUAAUACAGGGUGUCCGCCUAAUACAGGUUUCGAUAGAUAUUAACGUCAUUCAAACGUCAUGCCAUUCAAAUGAAAACGUGGAAACAUUUGGAAUACUCCGAUGCAGAGACUAUGACGAUAUACGCAUGCGUUUGCAUUAAUUUCUUUCUUUAAGUGGACCAAUUGAUCAUGGUACCAUAAACAUUAGAUUGCACCUCAAAUUUGAAGAGAUCAGGUGAGUAAAGCAAGCUCUAUACAAAAAAAAAAACAAACAAAAAAACAACAAUACUGCGUACUGUGAAACCGAUCACGUGGGCAGAACAAGUUGUAUAUUGUGAAAACUAUUAUAAACACUGUGUCCUUUUCUAAGUUGUUAAUUGUACUGAUGCAAUGGAUAUUAAGCAUUAUCUCUAAAGAUAAAAGUCAUCAAUUCGUGAUUGUUUGAUUUGAGAAUCUUAAACUUCAUUUUCUGGAGCAAUUUGGCUGCCUUGCUUUAAUGGGCAGCGUAAGGUCCUCUUGUCCAUCCAUGAUAUCAGGCAUGUUGGGCAGUGGAGUUUUAUUACAAGUGUCCGUUUAAUACAGGUUGGCAACAAUAGAAAUCACCAUUUCAGGUACUUUUUAGGUGUCCGCGUCCGCUUAAUAGAGGUGUCCGCUUAAUAAAGGUUUCAUUUAAAGUAAAUAAGGGAAAUAAAGUUGGGGACUUCGGUUACUGUCCGCUUAAUAGAGGGUGUCCGCUUAAUGCAGGUUUCAUUGUAUUCAACUUACCUGCACCCAGACCUCCACAGACCGGCCCUUAUCCCAUUUAGAACCAAGUAGAGUACACUUAUGUUCAUAAUAUGUAUACAGUAUUUAUAUACAUACUGAGAAAUACUCACCAAAAAGCUAUGUCGUAAAUUUUCGUACGCAAAUUAGUUCAAGCCAAUCAGAGGAGCAAACGAUGGUUUUCACACGUGAAAAAAAUGAUACGUCCAAUCAGAAGCCACAGAGGUGUAUGAGUUUCGCGCCAAAAUUCCCGCCUUUUAUCGCAGCUUGCAUUCGCACACAUUCAACGAGAAAAGUUUUACUCAAAGAGUUUUUCUCGCUAAAAAAGUGAAAAACAUUUCGGAAAUGGAGUGGAAUAGUUUCGUUUGUUUCACUGUCGAUAAAGAAAACGGUAGAGAGCAGGCGAAACAACAGCGGAAAGGGAAAACCAGAACGAGACGUAAGCUUUUGUUGUGCUUUUUUUCGGAGCUACUUUGCCUUUCAUUUAAGCUUAAGCUAAAAUAUUUGAAACCGGCCAUUUCACUUAAAUUCACUCAUUUUUAAUUGUGCAUUGAGAAAACAAACAGUUAAGAUUACUUAUAGUUCUUCGAUUACCUCAUAUCCUUGCCGUCAUUUAUGUUUUUAACAUCCUCGGAGACCCAGGGGCAGUCAGUCGGGCCGGGAGAAAAGGCGCGACGAAAGUUUUCAAGCACGGGCGGAAGAGCCCCUGGGUACCGACUCUCACAGGACCAUUUCCAAACGGUCAAGUGAAUGCUGGUUCCUGAUUGGGCACAAAACUUGCUUUGUAUUAUUGUGCCCAAUCGGCGAACAGUUUCUCCUGAGUUCAAUUCGUGAGUUCGUACACGACGGCCAUUAUCUCGCCACAGUAGCGCGGUUCGUUCACCAAGCUUUCCCAACCAGACAAAGGAACUACUGAUAAGUCGAAAAACGUUUCGGAUGCUAUCAGCAGGAGCAAUUCAAUUUGCACUGCGAAAAUUCUGUUUCUGACGGAUCACAAUGUAUCGUAAAUAAUAGGAAGUUUAAUUUAAGAUGCGGUGGAGACAAGAAAUCAAAAAAGCAAUAGCUUGAAAGGGAAAACAACACCUUUGCACGUGCAUCACGCUUUGUUGUACAUUUCUUUGCCGUCACUGCAGGACUACCACGUGAAAAUGCCUAGCUUCACGUUUUGUGAAGGACGUAAACAAGCAAUGAGUGACAAAAUUUUCUUUCUCCUUAUGAACUUGGAUAUGGUUGAUAGAAAUUCAGCUCAAGAAGAGUUCUCUUACAUUUACAUGUAACAAAGUAAGCGAGUUGGAAUAAUCACGAAAGAGACUGAAAAAAUGUUAUUCACUUUUCAUGCGACGUUUUCGUGGCUGUCAGUUAUCGUGGCAUCUUAAACUCCAUAAUAUUUACCAAGACGUGAUCGAUGCAAGCGUGAAUAUCUGUUGUAAGCUCAAGCUUGUAUUUUCGUAAAAGCGUCUUUAGUUUUCGGGUUGACAGUAUUUUGAAAUGGAGAGUUUAUAUCAAACUAAGAGUUUCCUGACUGCCUGCAUUUCUUUGGUGCAUGAGCCAGACAAGCCGUGAUCGAAUCAAUAGCCGUCAUGUACAAACUCACCAAAAGAUACUGUUCGCCGAUUGGGCACAAUAAUACAAAGCAUUUUUUGUGCCCGAUCACGAGCCUGUAUUCGCUUGAUCGUUUCGAAAUGGUCCGGUGAGAGUCGGUACCCAGGGGCUCUUCCUCCCCUGCUUGAAAACUUUCGUCGCGCCUUUUCUCCCUGCCCCACUGACUGCCCCUGGGUCUCCGAGGAUGUGUUUUUAACGAACGUUUUUAAUAAAAAGCUGAUACUUCGUUUUCGUUGUCAUUUUGCGGUAAGUGUGUAGCGGCAAAUUUUAGCAUUUUUGAAAGAUUUAAAAUAAAAAGGCCGCCAAAAUGAUGAGUAGCUCAGUAUGUAUAUAAUAAACACAAUACCACAUGGAAAGUGCAUUGUACGGUAUUUACGCACUCGUUGUUUUGUUUCUGAUACGUCAUCAACUCGUACGUAAAUACCGUUCGCCAGCACUUUCCAUGAAGUAUUCUCUAUAUCUACAAGUGAUAUUAAUUUCUAUAAAGACAUCUAAUAAAGCCUAAACAUAUUUAGAGUAAUUAUAUACACCCAUCCACGAUAGACUGUAAUUAUAGAAAAAAAGAUAAUAAUAGACAAUAAAUAACGAUAAUAAUACUAACCUUUCACAAUAAUAAUAAUAAUAAUUAUAACUUAGUAAAAGGUAUAAUAGCAAAAACUGAAUUCAUGACGUACAUAAAACACAGCCUGGAGGACAGACCCUUUCUACAAGUUCCUUCAAAUAUUGCUUCCUUAUCUUAUUCUUAAAUGAUACAAGUGUACUACUGUCCUCAUAUAGUGGAUGAUAAUUUUCUCCAUGGAUUUAAGUCAAAUUUGCUCAUGUGCAAAAGUAUGCAAACUAAGGGUAAAAUCUGCGCAAAGGUGGUAAAUGGGUGUGAAAAUUCAGCAUUUUCCACCUUUGCGCCGGUUUUACCCUUAGUUUGCACACUUUUGCACAUUUGACGCAAAUCCAUUUCUCGUCUGGUGGAAGUGUUUAUACCAAAUCUAAAUGUUUUAAAUCUAGGCAAAAUAAAUUUGGCGGCCCUUAAAUUAAAAUUUAUUAUGUUUACUGUGAAUAAAGCUGAAAGAUAUUUCCGCACGACCUUGUUUUUGACCUUGAACAUAAAAUUGUUAUAUUUUGAAGACCCCCGUUACAUAUUUGAGUUUUCAUUUUCCAUCUUACUAACAACAGUUGACUGUUCGUGGAACUUCAGUCAUUAUGAAGUGCCCCCAGCCCUCUUUCUUCAACUGAAUUGAAUUUUCCUAAUUUUAUAACAUUGUUACUAUCCGACUUCCUACAAAAAUGUCACGUCAACCGGCAGUAUGUGAGGUAGGGAAGGGCAGCGGCCUUGUACAUUUCCAGUUUAGCCUCUCGAGCGGUAUGAGCUUACACAGGCACAUCGGUACUCCAAUCAACGAACUUAGCUUUUCACUAGCAUCUGAUAUGUGCCCAGAGAAGGAGCUGCUUGACCGAAGAAUCUAUUUGAUGGUAAUUAACGUUUUCAGAAAUUUGGCUAGAGAUAUUAAAACAAUAGGCCAUUUGCACUAAGAGAUUAUGUGACAUCGUUUUUAUGAAAAUGAAAGUUAUAUGAUUUUGCCUUCGAAAAACGACUAGGAGGUCAAAUCUUAAACAAAAUAGUAGUGAUUUGGUUUUUCAAACCCGCACCAUUUUCUUAAAAUGAAUAAGUUCGUAAAUGGUCACGUGACCAAAAUGUGACUUUUAAAAUUAUGAAUUACCUCUCUCUGAACACAAAUUUUGCACUUAAACUUCAAGGAAAAUGUUGAAAAGAUGAUGUGAUAACGUUUACAGCACAUCUGAGCGUAAUUAUGAAACAUUGAACAAGAUAUAAGCAAGAAGUAGUUUUGGCCGCCAUGUUGGAGGGCAAAAGCAUGCCCUCCAACAUGGCGGCCAAUACAAAUCAUAUUACUGAAAAAUCAAAGUGCCAGAAAAUAUCUCCCUUAAAUGCGUUUCCUCUCAAAUUUCGGGUGUAAGAUAAUUUUUGUGUGCUCUAACAAGUUUUGGCAUCAGCAAGAUUCCAACUCAUUGCUUAAGGGAAGCAUUUGUCACGUGACCUCUUAGUGCAAGUGGCCUAUAGUUUCAUUCUCAGUGACCGGUGCUAUUUAAUAUUCACUUAGAUAUGAAACAAUUCUUUCAUCUUUUGUAUUUAUAUUCUGUUUUCAGAUGGUUUAACUUCGAAAAGGUUGUCCAAGCUUUGACUGCCAAGAAAAUAAAUUGUUUAAACUUCGUAAAACAUCUAAGUAUUAUUCAGAAAGUUUGUUUCAUUGAAGACGAGGAUGAGUUUGCCACUAUGUUGGACUUCUAUCAUGACCUCGGCAUAAUUGUCAAGCACCGCGGCACAGUUGUGCUUUGGCGUCAAUGGCUAAUUAAUGUCUUCAAACAGCUUAUAACCAUUCCUUCUUUUAAUGAAAGGGUAAGAAAAAAUAUAUAAGUGCAUAAUUAUCACAAAACUGCACUCAACCUAUAAAGCAGCACAAUGACCGACCGGGCAGAACGUUGCAGUCUAAGUUCGGUCGAUUAGGCCGAUCAACGUGAUAAAUGGUUCCUACUCCAAUUUUCUGCCAUGUGACAAAGCCACUGCUAUUUAUCCACUUGAAUCCCGCCAGCUUCUGCAAAUUUAGCAGUGUAACAUUUAUAGAUAAGGCUACCCUUCUUGUGAAAUAGGUAGGCUUGAUUGACUCUUUAAAUCAAAAGUAUUUGGCCGCUCUUAAACCGUUAUAAGUUUCGUCGUGAGACGCAAUUUGGUAGCUUACCUUAGCAGAGUAGCAUUAAUCCUUCUUUUGCAACUUUUAAAGCACGAACAGCAGUGUUUUAUCGCGCGAAAAUUUCUAGACUUGACGGUGCUGACUGAGGGAAAUCUGACACUGCUCAAACAGCUUCAAAGGCAUACAUUGUCCUGGGAGUAUUGAAUUCUGCCGUUACUGCUUUAUGGGUUGUUCUCAAAAGGCAUUCUAUUUGAAAGGAUGUGGUCAACGUGCUUGCUAGUUUUCGCCCUGAGUAGAGUACAGUGUACAUUUUUUUCUAUGAAGUGUUUUUCUUUUACUGAGUUGUAGUCAAACUUGGUUCUUUGGGAAAGUAAAAAUUAUAAUAACCUAGAGCCUAUUUCAGUUUGCCUGGGCCAUACUGACUAUGUUUUAUCCCCGUUCAUGGGAGGGACGCGUGUAAAAAGGCUUUUUUCUUCCCUUCCUCUUCCUUCCCCCUUUCUAAGGGAAAAGUCCUGGGGACGAGGUUGAUGGUAUUCCAGUGGAGUGUUUUGUAAAUGUACCUUUGAAUCUUCAUCCUACCUCUUAGGCUGCGUGCACACAGGCGCAACAACUCCCAACAUUGUUGUGCCAACAAUGUUGGGAGUUGUUGCGUGCGUGUUGGCAGUGGUGUGCAAACGGAUGCAACAACUGCCAACAAGUUUGGGACCUGCAGUGUAUCGUGGGAAGAACACAACCCGUAAUGUAAUCCAUGCUUAAUGAGUCUGCGUGGCCCCAACAAUGUUGGAAGAGAUGUGCAAACAGAUCCAACUGAAAAGUUGGACCGGUUUCAAACUUUGCGCAACAACACGCAACAACAUCCAACAACAUGCAACGGGGUGUGCAAACGGACGCAACAUGUAACAUCCAACAAUGUUGCGUCUGUUUGCACGGCGCUUUAGUUUAGACAGGUACCUUUCUCUUAAGGAGCAUACUGCAAUGCCAAAAAUAUUUAGCUACCUUUGUAGCGACGAAAUUCACUCUUGUUUACGGACCUUUAUUUCCAAUACUGCAAGGACGGCUACAAUCUUGAAUCGUGACAAUACACGAAGACAAUGUUCCAAACAAUACAGUCGUCAAUGCGUCGAAACCGAUCAAUUUUGGUCGUUACUUCGAGUGAAUGCCCAAGCUGCAAACACUCGCUGAAACGUAUCAAAAGGCAACUAAUAAACAAAGUCACAUGACCUCUAAAGGCGGGAAAACAAACGAAACGGGGAACCCAGCCGCUACACCCCACCCCAUGCGAACUUAGUGAAGCAUUACAAACACAAACUAGGCAUGGGUUCCCACGCCUGCUAAGUUCAAGUAAUAAAGGAAUGUCAAUCAAUAUCAGUGUCACUGUUCCUAUACUUGUCUGUCUCUAAUAUCGUUGGAGAUUUCCUGACUCUUCCAGCAAACAAAGUUUCUGUAUAGGACGUACUAAUGUGGUUGACGCGCCCGUUUUCACAACUACUGUCCGGACAAGUCCAUCUCUUCCGGGAACUGCUUUAAUGACUCGACCCAUACGCCACUGUCCUCUAGGCAAGCAGUCGUCCACUAGUAGCACAAGGUCUCCAAUCUCAGCAUUCCGACGGGGUCGCUGCCACUUCUGUCUCUCCUGUAAACCUGAGAUGUACUCCCUUAGCCAUCGCUUCCAGAAAUGAUCAGCUAGAACUUGUGCCUGUCUCCACAUCCUCCUAGCAAAUAUGUCCUCUCUUACGAAGACUUCAGGAGGUAAAACAUGAACAGCCCUCUGCAGCAGCAGGUGGUUAGGAGUCAAGGGUUCACAAUCAUUUGGGUCAUCGGACGCAGCGCAAAGUGGUCUAGAAUUCAGAAUAGCCUCAACUUCUGUUAAGACGGUUGUUAAUACUUCUUCGUUCACUAGGCUCUCACCGAGUAUGGCCUUGAUGGCUGUGCGGGUACUACGUAUUAGUCUCUCCCAGACUCCGCUAGCAUGUGAAGCCUUUGGCGGUUGGAACGCCCACUGACAUCCCUUCUGAAGUAGUUCAUCCAAGAUCUGUUUCUGGUUCCAGUCUUCUAUCGCUUCUCUAACUUCCCUUUCUGCACCGACAAAGUUUGUCCCAUUGUCCGAGUAAAUACACUUGGGUGGGCCUCUUCGAUUCAUGAAUCUUCUUAGAACAUUGAUGAAGCAGUCUGACUCUAGAGAAGUAGCUAGUUCCAGAUGCACGGCCCUGGAAUUCAAACGGGUGAAUAUGACACCCCAUCUCUUGACCACGGCUCUCCCUCUUUUCACGUUUAACGGUCCAAAAUAGUCGACGCCAGUGUGAGUGAAGCAUGGUUGAUAAGCCGUAGUACGAAACGCUGGUAGAGUGGCCAUCAUCUGCUCCAUAGUGGCUGCCCUUUGCUUCUUGCACUUUAAACAGGAUCGUACUACUUUACGCACAGCAGACCUCCCUCGAGGUAUCCAAAACUGCUCCCUUAAACUUGCCAGUAUGUGGUUCUGACCAGCAUGCGCUAGCCGUUGGUGGAAGGCUGCAAUAAGCAACUGGGUGACGUGAUGCCCUGGCGGCAUGAUCAUUGGGAACUUGGCUCCAAAGGCAAUGGCAGCUUCAGAAAUGCGUCCUCCAACUCGCAUUACUCCAUUAUCCAACAUUGGCCGAAGCUUGACAAUUCUGCUUGAAUGUUUGACAUUCUUUCCCUUUUCCAAGUCGCCUAUCUCAUCGGCAUACGCCUCACUCUGCACCAACCUUACUACAGCAGUUGUAGCCUUCUGUAGGUCAUCUGUCGUUAAGUACUUUGAACUGCUGCUGUCUCUAUCUUUCUUUAGAUAUGACUUGAAUUUUAACAACCAGGCUAUCUUUCGCAACAGCACUGACCAGGAAGAAUACCUUACAAGAAAUUCGUGCAUGCUAUUGGGUGACUGCAAAGUGAAUAUAGCUUUUUCCACCUUGACUUCUAAGUUGUUCUCUGGUAGAUCGCCAACUUCAGUGGUCGGCCACUCUGCCUCUGGCUGGGAUAAAAAGGCUGGGCCAGCGAACCACCUAUCGCUGCUCAAAAGCUGUUGAGCUGAAAGCCCACGAGAUGCAUCAUCUGCCGGGUUUAGGUUUCCUGGACAAUGUCUCCACUGGGUCGGCUCGGAAACUUGCCUUAUUUCACAUACACGGUUUGCUACAUAGGUCUUGAAUCUACGGGACUCGUUUCUGAUGUACUGCAACGUGAUCUGGGAAUCUGUCCAGAAGAAGGUAGAAGAAAUAUUCAAGUCUAUUUCCCUUAUGAUCAUACUGUGAACUCUUGCUGCUAUCGUAACAGCCUGUAACUCGAGCCUCGGGACAGAAACGUACUGAAGAGGAGCCGUCCGGCUUUUGGCCAUGAUAAAUGAACAAUUCACCAUUCCAUCCCAUGUUUCUCUUCUCAAAUAGGACUCUGUCCCAUAACCAAAUUCAGAGGCAUCACUGAAGUGAUGUAACUGGAAUGAUUUAUCAGCAUGGUAGCCUCCAGGGAAGUAACAACGAGGAAUAUUGACUUGAUUGAGGAGCUCCAACUGCUCUCUCCACUUUGUCCAGCUUCUCAGCAAGUCGUCUUGCAAUUUCUCGUCCCAUUGAAGUUUAAGCUGCCAGGUCCUUUGGAGGACUCUCUUAGCUUGGAGCAAAACCGGUCCAAUCAUGCCCAGCGGAUCGAACGUGGAGCUCAUGGUUGACAAACACCCUCGCCUCGUGACGUCAUUUAACUUCUUCGGUAAAGGUGACACCUUCACUCCCAACGAGUCGUUCUCGGUAUCCCACUGCUGACCCAGCGCUCUUUCGAUAGGAAGCUUGUCCAAAUCCAGGUUUUUAACCGUCCUUUCCCCAGCUGGGAUAGCAGCUAAUACUUGCUUGACGUUGGACACGAACUUUGUCAACCGAAAGUUCCCUCUUUGCAACAACUCCAUCAACUGCAGUGAAGCAUCAAUUGCCCGUUCAGUGGUAGGCACAGAAAACAAUCCAUCAUCUACAUAGAAAUUCUUGGAGACAAUAGCGCACACUUCCUUGCUAAACUCGGAUUCAUUGUCUGCAGCUGUUCGUUUUAAAGCCCAGGCUGCAAUCGAUGGAGAGUCUGUCUUUCCAAACAAAUGGACAUUCAUUUUGUGAUCACUCGGUGGCUUAUCGACGCCUUUACUCCACCAUAAGAACCGUAGGGCAUCUGUAUCCUCCUCCCUGCAGACUACUCUGUGAAACAUGCUCUCGAUAUCAGAGGCUAUGGCUACGUCCUCUUUUCUGAAUCGGAUCAGAACUCCAACGAGAGAAUUGUUCAGCUGUGGUCCUUGUAGCAGUUCUUUAUUCAGGGAUGUCCCGCCAAAUUCUGCGGCCACAUCGUACACCACUCGGACCUUUGCUUUAUUCAGGUUAAUUACACCCUGGUGUGGUAAAUAUCAUGUGCAUUUACUCGUGUGGGCGGCUUCCUCAGGGGACAACUUCACAGCAUACCCCUUUGCAAUAUAGUCGUUCAUCACUGUCUCGUAUUGCUUGGCGAAUUCUGGACUUCGGUCAAACCGUCUCUUCAGUUGCUGUAACCUCCUUUCUGCUAAGGACCGGUUGUUUGGAAGCUGAGGGUCGCUAUUUCGCCAAAGGAGACCGACCUCAUACCUCCCGUUCUUUAAUUUAGUGGUGUUGUUCAAUAUUUCAAGGGCCCUUCUGUCCUCACGGCUGUCGCAACUGUCACCAACAUUUCCAAAUCCGUUUGAUUCAGAGUCCCAAAACCUCUCAACUUGCUGGUGAAGUCCCAUGACCGACCCUUCCUUGGUAACGUCAAACUCGAAUACAGAAAGGGCAACUGGCUUGCUAUUAUCUUCCCCCUUGUUUGUGGGCCCAGCUACGCACCAUCCAAAUGGAGUUCUCAUUGCGUAUGGCUGGUUCUGUGGGCUAUCUCCCCAGCGGUAAUCGAGAACUAUGUGCGCCUGAGGCACAUCCUGGCCAAUGAGAACUGAAACCUUCGGAACAUCCACAGGAAUAUUCGGCAGUUCUAAAUGUGCAAGAUGUGGCCAUUGUGUUAAAUCUACUUGGUUCGGACAAUACCGGUCACUAACGUUCAAGUCCUGUAUGGCCAAGGCAUGAGGUAUUGAGUACAAGGGCCCAUCUCGUCUCAAUGGGCGUAUCAGAAAUUUAACUCUGAUGAGUUCACAGUCAUGAUUCUUGUGUGUUACAGUGUUAAUGCUCACUUUCUCGGGAGUUCCAUGAAGUUGCAAUCGUUCAGCUAGGUCCGACGUAAUCAAGGAACUGACAGCCGCUGAGUCUAAAAGGCCGUACGAAGUGACCAUAGUUCCGUUUUCACCCACGAUGGACAGCGGUACCACCUUGAGUAGCACAAAGCUUCGUUUUGAGUCUUCCAUAGUUACGCUUACGGUUAAGUCCUCACUGGGAGUAGCGCUACGAUUAACGCUCUCCUCACCCUUAUUGGCGUCAGAAGUUGCUGUGGGUAGAUGUAGUAGGGAAUGGUGGGUCGAUGGCUGAGGGCAGCUCUUCACAUCACAACCCUUAGUUUUUGGACAUGUCUUUAUCAUAUGACAACUGGACAAACACCGGUAACAUAGUGCACUGGAUCUUGCAAAACGCCGGCGCCAAUUCAAACCCUUCUUUGCGAACGCUGAACAUUCUGAAACACAUGCCUUCCCUUGCAAACCUGACACCCCUCUUCUUCGCCUCUUUCAACCCGACGAACAUGUUCUACCUUUGCAGGUAGGGCCUUGUCCUCUUGGGGAGUAUUGGUCUCCUUUGUUUUAAUCUCUGUCGACAAGGUGGGAAUAUGUGUUUCUCCAGGCUGUCCUGAUGUGGGAAGAGGUUUUUUGAAGUUUCUGCCGGUGUUAGCCCUUAUUGCAAGGGUACUAGGUCUUCCGUAGACUGGGUCAUUCUCAGUUUGCGACUCGGCAGUUAUGAACUCCGAAAGUUCCUUGAGCGUCGGCUCUCCACCACCAGUUCUUUCACGGUACUGCUUGGCUGACCUUCUCCAUUUCGCCUGCAAGGGGUACGGUAGACGAUCAUAGAUUUGCCGUAAGUUCGUAGUACAGUCAAGUUCCUUUGAUUGCAGUUCAAUCAUUGCCCAGCGACAAUUUUGCACUUUAUCGGAAAGAGCUAGAAGGGCUGCACUGUCACCAUUCUUUAACUUUGGGCCAUUUACCACUGACGACUUGAGGGCCUCCACUACCAUUGCAUUUUGUCCAAAUCUCUGCCUUAACAUUUGCAGAGCGAUGUGACAACCAUUUGGUAGACCCCGAUAGUUUUCGAUGACUUUCCUUGCUUUACCAGCUGUGUAAGUCAUUAAAUAAUUCAUUUUCUCGCUAUCAGUCAACGAUGCUCUGCUCUCGACUUGAUCUCUAAAGUCAGCUCUGAAACGAAGGUAGCGGGAUGGAUCUCCAUCAAACGGAGCGGGUACAGGCGGGGGUUGCGUCAUUCUUAAUUCCAUCUUUUCCCAGAAGGCCGCUGGUGGUACAAGACUGGUCACUUCGGCAUUGCAAUUCGUUACCAUGGGGUUGCAGUAUGCUGCACUACCAUUGUUAACAACACGUUCCGAUUGUAAGGGUACAGAGGGCAACGCAAAUUCCGGUGCCUUAGGGUCUAAAGCGCUUAUAGAUUCCAGCUGAUUCUCGGCAGGGUCAUUCAAAUGCUUAAUUUCUGCUUCAGUUUUCCUCAAAUUUCUGGAUUCAUCUAUGGUUUGUAUAAGAUCAGUGGUCUGCGAAGACUUCUUUGGUUUAGGCUGAUCGUCGGCAGCUGUAUCAUUGAUGUCAGGAUCAUCCGAGCCCAAAUAUUGUUCGUCAUCCUCCUUCAUAGCGUCUUCAUACACUUUGUUGACAGCGGCCACAGCUGCACGUUGAGCCAUUAGUUUUGCUCUUUCUGCUUCCUUCUUCGCAGCCUCGACUUGAUCAACUUGUGCGAUCCUUGCCUCUAACUCAGCCUGCCUUGCCUUGGCUUCGAGAGCCUUCGCCCUUGAGGGUGUGGUUGACAACUUCGAGGACCUAGAGCCCUUUGAUUUGAUGCUCUUGGCAGAACCCCUUUCAAUUUUCUCAUCUCUAAUCCGCUGAUUGGCAUCGAUCAUCCACUUCUGUACUGUUUCACGAAUGAGUCUAAUUUCUUGGUACAAGUCAUCAUAAUUCUGAGAGUCCGUAAUUUGUUCCUCCUUUGUAAGAAGUUCUUGUAUUUCUUCGUGUAGAUCACCAAACUGCUCAAACAGAUCAUUUAGUUUAAUAGACAAAUCACUGAUUAACUCAAGGUUCUUAUCAUGGCUCAACAGCGUGCUGAUGUUAGCAAUCUGAGAUUGUAUUUUUCGUUUAAGUUUAUUUCUUUCUCCUUUCCUUUGCACGAGGCGAUAGCCUUUGCCCUUUUCAGUUAGUUUCCGAGGUCUCUUAUCGAUAAAGGUCUGAUCCAAUUCCGCGUUCCCUUGUCCAUUCCACAUUUCCUCUGAAACACAUGCGUUUUCGUCCAGAGGCGGCGAGUUUGUCGUUUCGUUCGGCUUUGUAGCGUAACCAGACUCCUUGUUUUCGUUUUCCAUUGCGGUAGAGAAGGCUUGAGGUUCACAAAGUGUCAAAUCCGGAGUUUUUGUGAGAUCGAGGGCCGUAUCUCGGCCAUCAUCGCUCGAAAGAUCCCAAACCGACAUCACAAAACAAAAAGGGAUCAAAAACCCUUGUAUACAAACAUAGAAAGUACUCACGGCCAGUGUUGCCCGCCAAAUAUUAUUACCAGGACUCAAAAUACCAAUAUUCACAAUAAGAUAGGACAAAUAGUCUGAGAACGGUGCUCGUAGGCCAACAAAUCAUCUGAAUGCAGCUCGGCGUUCGAAGUAACUGUAGCGACGAAAUUCACUCUUGUUUACGGACCUUUAUUUCCAAUACUGCAAGGACGGCUACAAUCUUGAAUCGUGACAAUACACGAAGACAAUGUUCCAAACAAUACAGUCGUCAAUGCGUCGAAACCGAUCAAUUUUGGUCGUUACUUCGAGUGAAUGCCCAAGCUGCAAACACUCGCGGAAACGUAUCAAAAGGCAACUAAACAACAAAGUCACAUGACCUCUAAGUGCGGGAAAACAAACGAAACAGGGAACCCAGCCGAUACAACCCUAUUCUCACUUAAUUACCCAAGUCGAGUAGUAAGUUUCGCGAUUUUCGCGGAAUGGAAAAAUCGCGAAAUUUUAAAAGACGGAAUCCACCGGGCCAAAAUUGAGUAAUUUUAACUUUUAGAGGACAAAAACCUUGUACCAGAAUAAUUGAAUUGAAUAUCAAAUUUCACAAGGAUUGUGCCGAAAACACAGGUAAAAUUCUGAAAAAUUCAUGCAUAAGAUGUCAUUUUGUGAAAUUUGAAAUUUGUUUUCUCGGGCUCCCAUAAGAAAUUUUCUUUUGUGUUAUUAAAGAUGACUAAUUACAUCAUUAGCCCUUAAAAAUAUAAAAAAUAAUGCAAUAUGUUUUAAAUUAUUCUUGUACAAGGCUUUUGUCCAUUGAAAAUUGAGAUUACUCAAUUCCCGAUGGAUUCCGUUUGCCAAAUCUUAUUAAAAAUGCCUAAAAAUCCUAAAAAAUCCAUAAAUUAAUACUCGCGAAAGUAUAGCUCAUGAUUUUUCUCGAAAUUACACACUCGAGAAAUUAAGUGAAAGUAAGGUAAUCCGUUCUUAUGUUAAUAAUUUGUAAGGUAUCAGGGUUGCCAUUCAAAAUGAUUUCCUUUAUCUUGUUUGUAGUAGCACUCAAGAAAAAGGUAAAGAUCCUUAAAUAAUUAACUGAUAAGUGUGAGGCAAUUUGUUAGUGGUCUUAGUAACAGAAAACGAACGGUUUCGUUCGGUUUUUGCUAGGAAGCUGUACCAGGCAAGCUAUGGAAAGAAAUGCAGACGAAAGGUGUCCUCCACAUGGAGCUGGUUGAUCACGUGUUCUCCAAGCACUGCCAGCAGCAAGGCCUGAUCAAGGAGGAUAUCCUGAGCAUGAUGGAGCAGUUUGGAUUGAUCGUAAAGAUUAUAACCUCGACCUCGCCAACAAAUGAAAUUAAAAAGUGCUUUGUGGUACCCUGUCAACUGGAGACACCAUUUAAGACCAAGUUUGAGAUGGAGUUAUCACAAUCAGAUCCAUGUCCAUUAUAUCUUCACUUUUGGGGAGGGUAUGUUCCUCAUGGUUUCUUCUGGCAGUUGGUGUCACGAUGCUCAAAAUGGUGCUCUGAGAGUAAAUUCAAGCAUGCGCAGGCGCCGAAAGUUUUCCUUGCGGCAGCUGAGUUUAUCAUAAAGAAGGAGUUCUCUCAUCAGCUGAUUUUCUUGUGCAAAAAGAGAUUCAUCAAGGUCAUUUUGACACAUUCCCAGCCAUUCCACGGAGCAUCAUUCUCCGAAACAAGAGAAGUGGCGUUUCUUGUGCGAACGUUCCUGGAAGAAACAGUAAAGAACCUUAGACGUGAGCUCCCUUGGUUGAGCAGCUUUGACUGUGAUUUUUGUGUCGUAUGUCCUGACUGUCUACAGAAGGAAGACGCGUGUUGUAUUCACGAUGUGAUUUCCUGUGACCAUGAGGAUUGCCUGUGCUUUCUUGAAAUUCUCGAAGAAGGUAAACUCAAACACUGUCCAAAAACCCUCGGCGUUAAAGAAAGGACGGUUGAAGGACUGGAGAAAUGGUUUGCAGGCAAAGGUUAGAUCUCGUCAUGCCUAAUGGUACUUUUACAAAUUUAGGUAGAGAUAUCACUUUUUAUAGUCACUUCGGUCGAAUGUGAUAGUCAACAGUGAUAAAAUUGCUAUUUCCAAUUCCUGUUCCUUCAUGAAACGUUGUACAGUUUUGUCUUUUUCUACAAUUCAAUUGCCUGCCAGACACAAGGCAUCCGACCGGUCGUGUUAGAGGGUAAACAUUUGCCACUCUAGAAACGACAGGGAAACUGUGCAAAGUUAACAUUCGCAAAGAUUUCUGGGGCUUUUACUAGUGACAGGGAAAAAAAUUGGCCAAAAGCUGAUCAGUGCGUCUCCUAUAGGGAUCACAGAAACAGUUGUGUUGUUCCAGUCCCCUCUUCUUUCAUCUUUCUCGUUUCUAGAGAGUGCCGAAUAACGACUGGAAACUACAAGAAGUGGCCGUUGGUCGCGAUCGUAAUAACAGCGCGGCUGUAUUAACGACGUUUAAGAUUAACUGUAUGGCUGGACGUUUUGUUUGGGCGAAAAAAAGUGGUCGAACGGGGUGUCUGUUGCUUCUUUGUUAAUGCAUUACCGUUUUUCAAGUUUUUAUCUCAAUGUUCACAGUUGCCAGUGUAUAAUCCUUAAGUGUCAUUGUCUGAGAAAGUGUUCCAGGAGCCAAAAGUUGUGGUCAACCGAUUUGGCUGAAACUUGACACAGACGUUCGGUGUGAUGAGAUAUUUCAAAAGCCACUUUGGCUCACUUCUUUGACUUUUAGUUUUGGAGUUACAGGGGGGGUCUCAUUGUUUGCCCUUUGAGCACCAAAAAUCCAGCCUUCCAGGGGGCAUUUUGAAAGUGUGAUAAGACCCCACUGGUAAAUUGUGCUGCCAAAUGAAUUUGACCAUGAACUCUACUAUAAUAGAUCUUUCAGUUCAUGCAUGUAACUUUGUCCUCAAGGUGUUGCACAGAGAGGAGCCUGGGGCUAGAGUUUGGUCAAAAUUGAUGUUAAAACUACAACCCAAAAUAGCCAUUUUUCAACAUUUCACUAUAUUCACCUGCCUUCUUGCAUAACUUCCAUACCUAUUCCACUGUUUAUUAUAACAUAGCUAGAAAAUUCGCCUAAUCAAAUUCAAUAGCGCGAGCGUGCUUCAUAUUCCUAUUGAGCACGCUGAUGACGUCAAUAAACUAUUCGUAAUUCCUCGAGUUGUUGUGAGCUUAGCAAUCCUGAGUCUCAUGAGUGCAUCCAUAACUCGGCAGUACACGAUAAAAAGUUUACCAUGUGUUUUAUAAGGAAAUUUAAGAGGAAACGUUUGAAUUUGUUAACCGAUAGUAAGGAAAAGAGGUGAGUGCUGUUGUUGUUGUUGUUGUCAUCUCCGCGAGCUGUGCAGACUAUGGCGUGAGAUCAUUCUUUGCAAAGUUGUUUUCUCUCAAUAACAAUUUUUCGGUGAAUUAAUAGUCUUCCGGCACCUAAAUAUAGAUUUUACAAUCAUUUUAGAGUUCACUUUCUCUCAGUUUCAGGAUAAAAACAUAAGCUUAACUGUGAGGAAAAAAAUAUACUCACGUAAACAUUGACGCGUACUGCUUUGAGCGCGCCCUACAAUAAUAAAAUUUUAAGUUAACUGGUGCAUUGAUCGCUUUGAUAAUGUUAUAAAACAAUUAGUUCAUGCUGCAGCUGUGCGUAUGUCGAGAUAUUGAGCACUUGGGAAGUUUGGAGAGCACUCAAGAGGCUAGAGUUGCACUCGGCUGCGCCUCGUGCAACUCUUACGCCUCUUUCGUGCUCUCCAAACUUCCCGCGUGCUCAAUAUCUCGACAUACGCACGCUGACGCAUGAACUAAUUGUUAACUUUAGUCACCCAAUUAACAAAAUCAGUUGAGAAAAAUUUGUCUUAUUAUGGUUUAUUGAAUUUUUGAAACAAAUACUUCAUGCCCCUCUAAGGCGAUGCAAAAUGGAAUGUUGAGCAUAAUUCAGGCCAUAAACAAACCAAAUUGUUGACAAGAAGCCCUAAUUGUGUAUUUGGUAAAUGAAAAUGAAUUUUCAAAGCCAAAUCAGUUUCGUUGUUUAGAAAUACACCGAUUAUUACCUUUAGAUUGAUCUAAAACGGGCCUCUGGUUAGCACAAAAAACACAUGAUUUAGCAAAACAAAGGUGAUUUUAUUCUUUGAAAACCUAGCAACCACCAUGGGAACACAAAUGAUGAUGUUCUGACAUAGAUAUGACGACCUUUUUACAAGAUGCUUAAAUUUUUCUUUGAUUUAUAUUCAGUUUAAUGUCAUAUUUCUAAGCAUUACUCCAAGCAUGUGAAGUCUCCAUAUUUUGUCAGGCCCAUUUUUUUAUAUUUUCACCAGAUAAAUGUAGCUUAUGAAAAGGUUUGUUAACAGAUAAUCUUCGUCGGACCUUGUAAUAUCCUGAAUAGUUGUUGUAAAUACCCAUUAGCAAAGGAGCAUGACCAUACGUACAUAGAUUAUACAAACAUAUACGAGAAUCAGUGAGCAGUAUCGAGGUGAACUGUGAUUGUCCGAGUCCUUUAGAGAUGAAAAAAUGAAACCAUCCCUCCACAGUUAGGAGAGCUGGAUAACAAAAAGCUUUUGUUGCUUUUUUAAGGAAAAUAACCCAAACAAAGCCUUGCAUUUAGAUGAUGCAAUUGUUAUUAUAUCAAAUUAACUAGCCGCCAUUUUGGACUUGGAGGGUGUGGGGACUGGACCGAGUUCCCGUCCAAUCCUUCUCCUGUUUCGCGGGAAUUUUCUUGUGUUUUACAUCAGGUGUGUUCGAAGUUCUAGGAGGUGAUCUGUUUCAGGAUGAUUUUACGAUGGCAUUUUAUUCCUUUGGAGGGGUGAAUAAAGUGCAGUGUCACGUCGUGGGCUGUGCAAGAAACAGGAAUGCUUCCUUUGUUAUCUUGCGAUAGCGGCAUGGCUGCAUGGUUAAAGCACAAGUAGAAAGGUUCAAGUGUGUCCGGGGAAGAAGAGGAAGACCUGGUGAUGCCAAAGCUGCAGGUAAUUUAAAAGAUCAGUUAGGGAUGAUACACGCGCACAAAUGGCUCUUAUCGCGGUUUACGGGACUCCUUUACUUGAAGAGAGACGAUGAUAUAUGAGUUACGAUAUUGUUGUCUUAAAUUGUUUGUUUAUGGUUGAUUGAUUCCCUUGUUAAUUUCCUGGGUCCUUACGAAGAGCACUAAACAUUCAACAAACUCAUCGCAGCAAUAUCUUUAUUAAAAGAAACAACAACAACAAUAGGAAUAACUUGAAGGCUGUUUUUUGUCUGCUCGAGCUGUUUCUUUACAUUCAGCUUGUCGCAUGGACACGGUUAUAAAGUAAUGCUAAGUUUGGCAAUGCACAAUUUCGAGCCGGCUUUCAUUGAAACUCGACCGGUCUCCUUUAUUUGCCUGUUUCGUCGAAGACAAGUGAACUUAAAAUAGGCCUAGCUACAUAAUUCCGCAGGAAUUGUUUUGGGAAUCUUAGACAACGAAAAGAAUUUUAGAAAAUCUCAAGAAUAUUAGAAAAAAUUGUAAAAUACUAGAACUUGAAUAGCAAUAUAUCUAGGUGAAUACUGAAUAGCAGUUUGAACAGUCAACCGAAUUUUGGCAACAUUUCACAGGCAAAAACGUUGAAAAAACGUUCUUAUUUUUCUAUAUUUUCUCAUUAAAUUUUUAAUUCAAUAGUUAACAUUAUUUUAAAUAAUUUUUUAAUUAAAUAAUGAAACAAUUUUUUGUACAAAUAUACACGAAUCUUCAGUGCUCUUCCAGAACAAUUCAGAGUCAGUUCCCAUUCAAGUACGACAUAUGUGUGUUCAUUGCCUAUGCUUUAUUCCAAGCAAAUCCAAAAAUAGCAACUAAUUUGGUUGAUUUUGCGAUGGCGUUUUUUAAUGACAUUUUCUCGCUGAAAAUGUCAAUUUCAUCGAAAAACUUAGAUGUAGCAUGUUUUCAAAGAUCUUCGAUGAAAAGGGUAAAUAAUGGAAACCAGUAACUGAAUUGUGCAUUGCAUGAUAAGCGUGUGCACGUGAAAUGCUGAAUGUAAACAAACAGCUCAAGCAGACAAAAAACAGCCUUCAAGUUAUUCUUAUCGUACUUGUCUUUUUUUUUUGACAAAUUUGUUUAGUGCUCUUCCUAGGGGACUUGUCAGAAAUUAGCUGGCAGGGGGGGAGGAGGGGGAGGUGGGCAUUUUAAAUUUGGGUUCGGAAAUGAGGUGACCCAUCCCUGCAAUGGGCAUGAAAUUUGCUAACCCUCCCCUUGGACUUGACUUAAGAUAUCAUGACCCUUCCCCUCUUGUAUAAAUGAUAAAAUCUAGUUCUUGCAAUACACUAGGGUGAGUCAGUACUAUGAAAACUCAAAAUAUAUUUCUAAUCUGUUCUUUGUAAUGCUAUAUACAUACAUUUUAGAUGACAGCAUUAAGAGUCCGACUCUGAUUCUGACAGCUGAUCACUCGACUCUCCUAUUUCUCCCAAGUUUUUUUUUUUACCAAAUAAAGAACUUCUUUUUUCUUCUGUGGGUGAACCUCUAUAUGAUCACGGGCAUACAUUUGCAUGACCCUGUCCCAUUUAAAGGCCCAUUUUUCUCAAAAAGUUGUGACCCUCCCUCUGUUUCCACCCCCCAUUUCCUCCUGCUAAUUUCUGACAAGUCCCUAAGUACCUAGGAAAUUAACAUGGGAAUCAAUCAACCAUAAACGAACAAUCUGAGACAACAAUAUCGUAAAUUAUAUAUCAUCGUCUUUCUUCAAGCAGAAGUGUUCGGUAAACCGCGAUAAGAGCCAUUUGUGCGCGUGUAUGAUCCCUAACUGAUCUUUUGUAUCACCUGUAGCUUUGGUAUCACCAGAUCUUCCUCUUCUUCUCCGGACACACUUGAACCCUUCUACUUGUGCUUUAACCAUGCAGUCAUGCCGCUAUCGCAAGACAACAAAGGAAGCAUUCCUGUUUCUUGCACAGCCCAAGACGUGACACUGCACUGGUCAUUUAACCCUCUAAAGGAAUCGAAAAAUUAUACUGAAACUGAUCGCUUUCUAGAAUUUCGUACACGCAAGGACCCAGUCGUUCGAAGGCCGAUUAGCGCUUACCCUGGGGUUAAAUUUAACCCGUGUUUGUUUUUAUGGUGUUUAAAAGCAUUUUCUUGGAUAAUUUUCUCCGCUAUUUUUAGAGCUUCUAAUCAUCAACUUGUAGACAAAAAGAAUUAAAACUGAAAUGCGUUUUAAGCUUUCAAAUCUGAAUUCAAAUCUCGCGCUAACCCUGGGAUAUCUUAACCCUGCUUUGAACAACUUGGCCCUGAUGAAAAGACACAACAAAUUCCCGCGGAAAGGAGAAGGAUUGGACGGGAACUCCGUCCAGUCCCCACACUCCAAAAUUGCAGGCCGGCUAACUCGAUGUAAUAACAAUUGCAUCAUCUCAAUGCAAGGAUUUGUUUGGGUUGUUCUCUUUAUAAAAGCAAAACAAGCUUUUUGUUAUCCAGCUCUCCUAACUGUGGAUGGAUGGUUUCAUUUUUUCAUCUCUAAAGGACUCGGAAAAUGACAGUUCACCUCGAUACCGCUCACUGAAGCUCGUAUAUGUUUGUAUAAUCUACGUAUGUAUGGUCAUACGCCUUUGCUGAUGGGUAUUUACAACAACUAUUCAGGCUACUACAAGGUCAGACGAAGAAUAUAUGUUAGAGAACCUUUUGAUAAGCUAAAUUUAUCUGGUAAAAAUAUUUUAAAAAUGGGCCUGGCAAAGUAUGGAGACUUGGAGUAAUGCUUAGAAAUAUGACGUGAAGCCAUAGGUGGUCCAAGCGUAAUAUGGGCCACCUGUGGCGUAAUAUGAGAGUUUGUAUGGGAAAAAUAGAGUUUGAAACUUAGAUGAAAUAAAUGUCCGGUCAGAUGAUGUAAAAGUACUCAAAUCGAGCUGACAAUGACUCCAGGUAACAAUAUUUACACUUUAUUGAUAACUUUUAUCGCUUUUCCUUCAUUUAUUUCAUCUAAGUUUCAGACUCUAUUUUUCCCAUACAAACUCUCAUAUUAUGCCACAGGUGGCCCAUAUUAUGCUUGGGCCACCUGUGGUGAAACUGAAUAUAAAUCAAAGAAAAAUUUAGGCAUCUUGCAAAAAGGUCGUUAUAUCUAUGUCAGAACAUCAUCAUUUGUGUUCCCAUGGUGGUUGCUAGGUUUUCAAAGAAUAAAAUCACCUUUGUUUUGCUAAAUCACGUGUUUUUGUGCUAAUCAGAGGUCCGUUUUACACCAAUUUAAAGGUAAGAAUCGGUGUAUUUCUAAACAAUGAAACUGAUUUGGCUUUGACCAUUCAUUUUCACUUACCAACUACAGAAUAAGGGCUGCUUGUCAACAAUUUGGUUGGUUUAUGACCUGAAGUAUGCUCAAAAGUCCAUUUUGCAUCGCCUUAGAGGGGCAUGAAGUGUUUGUUUCAAAAAUUCAAUAAACCAUAAUAAGACAAAUUUUUCUCAACUGAUUUUGAUAAUUGGGUGACAAAAGUAAACAGUGAUAUGGGUAUGGAAGUUAUUCAAGAGGGCAGGUGAAUAUAGUGAAAUUUUGAAAAAUGGCUAUUUUGGGGUUGUAAUUUUAACAUCAAUUUUGACCAAACUCUAGCCCCAGGCUCCUCUCUGUGCAACACCUUGAGGACAAAGUUACAUGCAUGAACGGAAAGCUCUGUUAUAGUAAAGUUCAUGGUCAAAUUCAUUUGGCAGCACAAUUUACCAGUGGGGUCUUAUCACACUUUCAAAAUGCCCCCUGGAAGGCUGGAUUUUUGGUGCUCAAAGGGCAAAAAAUGAGACCCCCCUGUAACUCCAAAAAUAGAAGUCAGAGAAGUGAGCCAAAGUGGCUUUUGAAAUAUCUCAUCACACCCAACUUCUGUGCCAAGUUUCAGCCAAUUCGGUUGACCACAACUUUUGGCCCCUGGAACACUUUCUCAGACAAUGACACUUAAGUAUAGGCGCGCUAACUAUAUAUUUGCCAUUCUCGACUCUUUAAAAUAACCGGUAAAUAUCAUUCAGUUUUAACCCUAAUUGAUAUAGUGUAAGGCACCAUAGUUUUUGUUUAUAUAUAUUUAAUUUAAAGCUAGGUCAGGAAUGGACAGUAGAGAUAUAUUCUCGGUUUUCACUAACGUGAAAAAGCAGAAAUAAAAGUGGAAACCUUUUAAUACAGAAAGUCUAAAACCUCGGAAAUGAAAGAAGAUAAAUAUACAAAAAGCCUUGCCAAGAAUCAGGUCUAUUCAAUAGUUCAUAUGCGAGAUAUUCGGCAAAACGUUUUACACAAAUUUAUAAAGCUUUGUAUGGAGACGCCAUGUUUUUGUCCCUUUCAGGGGCACAAAUACCAGGGGCACCCAACGAGGAUGUAGUUCAAAACCACUUAACAUAGCAUUGUUGAGCGUAUUUUAGUAUUCAAAGGGUAGAUAUAGGCAUAUUUUUAUCCCCUAAAAACUUUUCAUCUGUUCGGAUUUCCUAGCUGAAAGUCUAGUGAUCCGAAAAUUAUAGGGAUAAAAACAUAUUUUCUAGAAAAUUUCAGCCAGGAAAAGGCUCCCGAAAAUUCUAGGUGGCCUUUUUUAGGGUCAAAAUCCGUUAAAAAUGGGUAAUUAUACCAUCUUGUAGAUGUUCGAAAAUCCUAGGAGAGGCAGGCAAGCAAGAAAUUUUACAACAAAUGCUCCGAAAAUUCUAGAUCUCAAAUCGUCUUCCGAACAGAUGUUUUCCCGAAAAUUGCCGUUGGGUGCCCCUGAAAUACGGCCGCCGGAAACCAACAGAAACAUCAGUCUCUGUUUUUGAGUUUUGCGCGUGAAUUCUUCUCUUCAGGAACUCAUAAAGAUUAAAGCAAUAUUUAUUCUAAGACCAGGAAUGUUUAGAUAGCAAAAUCUACAAAAAUCCGUAAUGUUUUUAACCCACUUAAGAGCUUUGCCGGCCGCCAGCCGCGUCACGAAAAAGCCUGGAAAUUUAAGCGUCCUGUAUCGCAAAACAAGAACCCUUUUGAACCAAAAAUUUCUUUGUAUAAAGGUUUUAAGGUGCUCUAAUGUCACAUGAAAGUAGACACUCAGAAGAAGCGAUAGUUUCUUAGUUUGAAUUUUGGUGACGUCAUGUGAAAACCAAGAAUUAAUUUUACCUUUCUCUUUCGUUGCGUAGUUGUCCGUCCGCGUUAUCACCCUGGUACAGACUUCGUUUACAACAUGACAGCAGCUCACCCAAGAGGAAUAACGCUGAUCAUUAAUAACGUGUACUUUGACCGUCAUCCUGAACAUGGACAACAGCCAACUCGUCACGGGUCGGAAGUAGAUGUUAGUCGGGUUAAAGAGUUGUUUACUGCUCUCGAUUUUUCAGUACAAACGGAGCAGAACCUUUCAAAAAAAGAGCUCUUGGACAAACUAAGUAAUGUCAUUUGCCAACAGAAUGACAGUGCUUAUGAUUGUUUUGUGCUGUGGCUAAUGAGCCAUGGCAAAAGUCACGGUGAGGUGUUCUGCUCUGACGGUGACACGAUACUUAUUGACACUCUUCAUGAUCUGUUCAGCGAGUGCAAAACGCUUAGCGGUAAGCCAAAGCUCUUUUUCAUCCAAGCAUGUAGAGGUAGUGGGGAAGAUGUAGGAGUGAACGUUUCCCCUGAUUCCGAUAUUUCAUCUCUUAAUCAGGCGAAUAGAAGCUAUGAAUCAACGAAAGUUGACCCAGUGAUACAACUCAGAAUACCCACGCAUUCAGAUUUUCUGUACGCAUUUUCCACAGUCGAUGAGUAUAUGUCGUACAGGAAUAAAGAAGAAGGAACCUACUACGUUCGCUGUUUCGUUGAAGCCUUCCGUGAGCAUGUGGCGCAUGAACACAUUCUCGAUAUUUUAACAAUUGUAAACCAUGAGGUCAGCAAGAUAGGUAUACAGCAACCUUCAACGAAGAAUAGAAAUACUACCAAAAUCUGUAAACAGAUGCCUGAAGUUAGGCAUACGUUGCGGAAAAAAGUUCGUUUCUAA